AUGAGCCAGAAGGAAGAAGAAAUGGAGGGUAGCUCCCCGACACUCUGUGUCACCUGCGGCCAAGCACAUUUACCAGAAGAAAACCACUUGUACAGCUACACCGAAGAAGUAGAUGAUGAUCUGAUAUGCCACAUUUGCCUGCAACCUUUGCUUCAGCCGUUAGACACGCUCUGUGGUCACACCUUCUGCGCAGCUUGCCUUACGAACUUCCUUGUGGAAAAAGACUUCUGCCCCAUGGACCGCAAGCUUGUGAUUCUCCAGACGUGCAGAAAGUCCAGCAUACUAGUGAAUAACCUCCUGGACAAGCUAAUGGUUAGCUGCCCUUUCACAGAACACUGCUCAGAGGUCGUGCAACGCGGUCACCUUGAACAGCAUUUCCAAACCCAAUGUAAAGGAGCAUCCCACUAUGGCCUUACCAAGGAACGGAAGAGGCGUUCCCAAGACUGCUCUCCAGACCAUGGCUCCAGUUUAGCAGUAGCUGCCCUGGGCCCCGAGCUCUCCUCAGCUGCAGCCAUUGCCUUAAUGACAGACGAGCCGGGGCUGGUGAACCCGGCCUUCAGCCCCACCUCGGAGGACAGCCAGUUGGGCAGCAGCCCCGGAGACCUGCAUCGCGGCAACCGAAACAGAACUCGACACUUUGAACGCUCCACUAUAAGAAGCAGAUCUUUUAAAAAAAUAAACAAGGCAUUCAGUGUUCUUCGAAGGACAAAAAGUGGAAGCGCCGUUUCCAACCAGGCUGACCGGGAAAGAGAAACUGUUGGAAACUCUGCUGCUGGAGAGGAAGGUUUUCCCAGGUUGUAUCACCUGAUUCCAGAUGGAGAAAUUACCUGCAUUAAGAUCAACCGUACCGAUCCCCAGGAAAACCUGGCCAUUAGGAUUGUGGGAGGCAGUGAGACUCCUUUGGUUCACAUUAUUAUACAGCAUAUUUAUCGAGAUGGGGUAAUUGCCAGAGAUGGAAGAUUGCUGCCUGGAGACAUGAUACUAAAGGUAAAUGGCAUGGACAUCAAAAAUGUGCCUCACAACUAUGCCCUAUCACUCCUGACGCAACCCUGCCACGUACUCCGACUGACGGUGCUCCGAGAGCAGAGGUACCGAUGCCGAAACAGCGGACUUUCCCUUGAUGCUCACUGCAAUAGGGACAACAGUUUCCAUGUUGUGCUAAACAAAAGCAGUCCGGACGAGCAGCUGGGAAUAAAGCUGGUCCGCAAGGCCGAUGAACCGGGGGUGUUUAUUUUCAACUUGCUGGAAGGCGGCGUGGCUGCCCGUGAUGGACAGCUUCAAGAGAACGACCGGGUGUUGGCCAUCAAUGGGCAUGACCAUCGGUACGGCAGUCCAGAGAGCGCAGCCCAGCUGAUACAGGCCAGCGAGAAGCAGGUUCACUUCGUCGUGUCGCGGCAGACCAGGCAGCAGACCCCCGACCUCUUGCAGGAGACGGGCUGGAGUUACGGCCGCGGCAGCCCCCAGCCCUGUCCCACCGAAAGAAACAACCCCGGCAAGAGCACCCUUCACACCGUCACCUGUCACGAGAAGGUGGUGGCUGUCCGGAAAGAUCACACAGAAUCGCUAGGAAUGACUGUAGCAGGAGGAGCAUCUAACCGGGAAUGGGAUUUGCCUAUCUAUGUGAUAAGUGUCGAACCUGGAGGAGUUAUCAGCAGAGACAGCAGGAUAAAAACAGGUGACAUCCUCCUGAACGUGAAUGGGAUUGACCUGACGGGGGUCAGCCGGAGCGAGGCCGUCGCCCUGCUGAAAAACACCAACUCGUCGGUGGUGCUCAAAGCCCUGGAGAUGAGAGCGUGCGAAGCCCAGGAGGAGCAGGGCCACCUGCCACCCCCUGAGGCCACGCAGGCGGCCCCCGAGAGCAGCGAGUGGUCACCUUCCUGGGUUAUGUGGCUGGGGCUGCCACGGUAUUUGUACAGCUGCAAAGAAAUUGUAUUACGAAGAAAUACAUCUGGAAGUCUUGGCUUCAGCAUCGUAGGAGGUUAUGAAGAACAUACUGGAAAUAAACCAUUCUUUAUCAAAUCCAUUGUUGGGGGAACACCAGCAUAUAAUGAUGGCAGAAUUAGAUGCGGCGACAUCCUCCUUGCUGUCAAUGGCAGGAACACAUCAGGAAUGAUGCAUGCCUGCUUGGCAAGGAUGCUCAAAGAACUGAAAGGAAAAAUUACUCUCACAAUUGUGUCCUGGCCUGGCACUUUUUUAUAAAACAAGGCUUCAUGGAGAGUAUGACAAGUAAUUUAACACAGAAAAAAAAAAACAAAGGACCAUUAGUCUUUGCUUUUUUGGGGGGCCACGGAUGUGUUUAUAAAGAAAAGGUUUGUGAAAUUUCAACCUGCAUGUCAAGAAAAGUCAAGUUUAGGCAAAGCAGGAACACCUGUCAGAAAAUCACUUCAGAGUGAUUUAAGCUACAGACUUAAGUCUUUCCUUCCCUGUGUUCUUAAGGUUUUUUUUGUUUUGGGAUUUUUUUAAUAUAUAUAUAUUUAAUGUAUUAUAAUAAUAAUGAAAUUUAAGGAGCAGCAGCUCCUCCUCAUUCACUUUAUUUUGAUUUACAAAAAGAAAUCCUUGAAUAACUUAUUGAAAAACUUCUUGCAAUUUUUCUAGUUGCAAAAAUCAGGUGAAGGUUUUUAUCCAACACAUUAAUAGCACUUUGAUUAUGUGUACCUUUUCAUGGUCAGCAUGAAGCUGGUUAUUUUCAAGACUUUCAAGUACUGUUUGUUAGUCUGUAAACUGUGAAUUAAAUUUCUAAAAUAAUUAAAAAUAACUGUAACUGU
Molecule: messenger RNA, 2765 nt
Organism: Haliaeetus leucocephalus (bald eagle)
Lineage: Eukaryota; Metazoa; Chordata; Aves; Accipitriformes; Accipitridae
Gene: LNX1
Product: ligand of numb-protein X 1, E3 ubiquitin protein ligase
Exons: 10
Coding region: 1-2199 (732 amino acids)
Biological process (GO): ubiquitin-dependent protein catabolic process
Cellular component (GO): cytoplasm
Molecular function (GO): protein binding; ubiquitin-protein transferase activity; metal ion binding
Source: RefSeq, a predicted model, not a curated record